This is a messenger RNA of Serinus canaria (Common canary), 6114 nucleotides long. RefSeq names its product somatostatin receptor 2 (gene SSTR2). The coding region runs from base 570 to 1679 and encodes 369 amino acids. Lineage: Eukaryota; Metazoa; Chordata; Aves; Passeriformes; Fringillidae. The record is from RefSeq and is a predicted model, not a curated record. Gene Ontology annotation, molecular function: somatostatin receptor activity; neuropeptide binding. Gene Ontology annotation, cellular component: neuron projection; membrane. The transcript has 3 exons. Gene Ontology annotation, biological process: cellular response to glucocorticoid stimulus; neuropeptide signaling pathway; cellular response to estradiol stimulus.
CUGGGUGUGGAUGAUGCCCUGGGUACCAAAAGGUUCUGGAUGUUACCCUGGAACCUGCGGGAUCUGGAUGCUGCCCUGGAUCCUGGCAGGUCCGGAUGCUGCCCAGGAUCCCGGGGAAGGACACUGUCCUGGAUCCCAGCUGUGGAUGCUGCCCUGGAUCCCAAGAGGUUCUGGAGGAUGCCCUGGAUCCUGUGGGAUGGACACUGCCCUGGAUCCCAGAAGGGAGAGCUGUGGCAGGAGACACCUGUGCUGCACGUGUCUCCAGAGACCCCAAAUAUUUCAGCAUCACCUUCCAGCCUCUCCCAGAUGGGAGGACCAGCAAGGACCUGCCUUGGCUUGGCUGCGGAGGCAAGGUGCAAACUCCCGGGGCCAAGGAAUUUCCAGCGUUCCAGGGAGCCUUUGGGGCUCUCAGAAGCCGUUUGGGUCACCCUCCAUUGGGACACAGCACGCUGCCCUCUCCCUGGUGCCUCUGGAGAAGCUGAGGCCGUGGCUGCUGGAGCCAAAAUGUAGCGAGCCAGAGGGAAGAUGACAUCUCGGCACCUCUGAGCCACCAGCGCCCAGGGAGAGCCAUGGAGUACGAGCUGCCCAACGCCACCGCCUUCUGGUUCUCCCCGGCCUCCCCCUUUGAGAACUUCUCCCUGGAGGCGCCCACCAACACCUCCCAGAACACCACGGGCCAGCACUUCGACCUGACCAGCAACGCCAUCCUCACCUUCAUCUACUUCGUGGUGUGCAUCGUCGGGCUGUGUGGCAACACGCUGGUCAUCUACGUCAUCCUGCGCUACGCCAAGAUGAAAACCAUCACCAACAUCUACAUCCUCAACCUGGCCAUCGCCGACGAGCUCUUCAUGCUUGGCCUGCCCUUCCUGGCCAUGCAGGUGGCCCUGGUGCACUGGCCCUUCGGCAAAGCCCUCUGCAGGAUCGUCAUGACCGUGGAUGGCAUCAACCAGUUCACCAGCAUCUUCUGCCUGACGGUGAUGAGCGUCGACCGGUACCUGGCCGUGGUCCAUCCCAUCAAAUCUGCCAAGUGGAGGCGGCCCAGGACAGCCAAAAUGAUCAACGUGGCCGUCUGGGGCGUCUCCCUGCUGGUGAUCAUGCCCAUCAUGAUUUAUGCCGGGGUGCAGCACAACCACGGCAGGAGUAGCUGCACCAUCAUCUGGCCGGGAGAGUCGGGCGCCUGGUACACGGGGUUUAUCAUCUACGCCUUCAUCCUGGGCUUCCUGGUGCCUCUCACCAUCAUCUGCCUUUGCUACCUGUUCAUCAUCAUCAAAGUCAAGUCCUCGGGCAUCAGGGUGGGCUCCUCCAAGAGGAAAAAGUCUGAGAAGAAAGUCACCAGAAUGGUGUCCAUCGUGGUGGCCGUCUUCAUCUUCUGCUGGCUCCCCUUCUACAUCUUCAACGUCUCCUCCGUGUCCGUCAUGAUCGUGCCCACGCCCGUCCUCAAGGGCAUGUUCGACUUCGUGGUGGUGCUGAGCUACGCCAACAGCUGUGCCAACCCCAUCCUCUACGCCUUCCUGUCCGACAACUUCAAGAAGAGCUUUCAGAACGUCCUGUGCCUGGUGAAGGUCAGCGGCAUGGACGAGGCCGACCGCAGCGACAGCAAGCAGGACAAAUCCCGCCUCAACGAGACCACGGAAACGCAGAGGACCCUGCUCAACGGCGACCUGCAGACGAGCAUCUGAGGGGACAGCGGGGCGGGUUUGUCCUGCCCGCGCCUCUCCCUGGCUGCAGCAGGGGGUAGCACCGCGGGGUCAGGGCAGGAAUGCCACCUGAGGGGAUGGCUGCGAGCGCCCGGUGGCCUCGGGGCUCCUCUGCUGGGCUCCUCUCUGCUGGGUUGGCUUUCGAGUGCUGGGAAGGAUACGGGUCAGGAGGAGCCGCCUCGCCAGGAAAACAAAGACAACUCACGGCGACACCAAAGUGCCACCGUGGGCGCAGGUACGGCCGGGGUCCCCCGUGCCACCCUCGGGGCCGGCUGGCUUUGGGGCUCUGCACCUGGACACACCGGGGGACCUCAGGAGGAGCCGAGGCCACAGGUGUGUGACAGCACGGGGACGCGCCCACCUGGUGGGAGCUGCUGGCGGGUGUCCCUUCCGAGGCAACCAGGAUGUUGGGAUUGCGUUUUCCCGGGUUUCUCCUUGCUCCGCCGCGUGUCCUGUCGCCUCCCCGCGCUGUGCUCCUGCCGCAGCCCUCUGCCCGGAGGGGACAGGCCAGCACUGAGGUGACAUCCCCGCGGGAAGCAGCUGUGCCCCCGCAGCAGCCCCUCUGACGCCGCCCUGCCGUGUCCCCCUGCAGCGGAGCCCUUUCCCUGGCCCUGCCGCAGAUUUUCCGCUCGGAUGGAGAAUUUCCCUCUUUGCCCUCCCCGGUGGCCGCUGCCCCUCCCUCCCUCCCUCCGCCCGCACCGGCCGGUCCCAUGCUGCGCCGGCAGCCGCGGCCGCUGCUCCGGGCAUCGCGAGCGCUCCGUUCCCUGCCGGGAAAGCCUUGGAAGUGUUUCAGCGGCGGUGACACGCUGGAGGAGCCUGGCACGGGCACCUCACGCUGCCAGCCUCCUGCACCCGGCUCGGACCAGGGUUUGUGCGGCCACGGCUCCGAGGAUCUCCGGGCUGACACCUCCCUGCUCCUUCCAGGCAAGUCACGCCGGAGGCAGGGGUGAUGGAGACGAUGGGGACGGGCAGGGGGGCCUGGGGACUCGCUCCCCACCCUUGUCCGAGCCGAAGGCAGCGGGCAGAGCAGACAACGGGGCUCCCAGCAGCCGGGGAUGGGGAAGGGCAGGGCAGCGCGGAUCCAUCCCCUGGAUGCUGCCCUGUGCGAGGGGUGGCGGGGCUGGCCCCACAUCCGCUCUAUUUGCCUUCCCAAGACUGUCCCGAAGCGUUCGGCUCUGUCCCAGUCCCUGUCGCUGUCCCUGGCUGCCCUCCCAGCUCGGCAUAAGCCCGGGGCUCUGGAGCCCUGACCCUCGCCCAAGCCCCUCCUUGGCCAACGCCGCGGGAGCUCCAGGGAAAGCCCAGGGGAGAGGGAGAAGUGGCGGCUUCCUGCCGGAGCACCCGGAGCAGCGGCCGUGCCAGAGGCCGGAUCCGUUCACAGGCCCCUGCUGCGGAGCCGAGCCGUGGGAACGGGGGGUUUGGGCGGAGAGAGCAGCCGGGGCUCGGUCACCCUGCCCGUGCCACCCACCCUGGUGCCACCAUCGCCGGCAGAACGGAGCCUCCGCCCCGCAGUACAAUCGGUGUGGGAGGUGGGGUCGCAGCAGGUGCCACCUGCCUUGGGGUGCCACUAGCUCAGCCGGGCCACGCUCCAUCUCGGCUGAAGUCUGCCCAUGGCUGUGCCCAGAUCCUGCCGCAGAUGCCAGCCCGGGCCAUCCCAUCCUGCUGUGCCACCCCUGCCAGCUCCCCAGAGUGGCUCAGUGCCAGGGUACCUGCUCCUGGCUCUGCAUUUACUGCAAGACAAAGCAGAGCCAUGCCGCCAAUUGUUUGCUUUUAACUCUUUCCUGCUCCUCCGAGGAACAGUGCCCGCCUUCAGGUGCCCGUGUGUGGCACCUCCCUGUCCCCGGCUGGGCACAGAGCCGGGCGCUGGGUGGGGAGCGCGGCUGACCCCGGGCUCGGGGCACGGCGGUUCCCUGCUGACGCUGCAGGAAUUGCAGCAGCUCGGGGCACAGGGAGGGCCCGGGGAGGGCCGGGAGCGGGGCUGGGCUCGGUGUCACAGCCGCAGCGAUGCGUCAGUGCCGCCGUGGGCAGUCGGUGGGGGCGGCGUGUGCGCGGAGGGCGGGCGUGUGAUGAUGGGGAGGGGGAUGUGUGCUGGGGAGGGGGAUGUGUGCAGCCCCCAGCACUCACCUGCAGCCAGGCCAAACCCGGUUUGCCGGUGUCUGACUCCGUCCCAGCCGUGUCCGUGCAAGCCCUGUCACCAAAAUCCGGAGGGAUGAGGAGGGACACCUGUUCCCAGCUGUAUCCCCACAGGAGCAGCUCCCUCUACGCUGGUUUGAUGUGGAAAUGCAGAAAUCCUGGGAAUUCCCUGCCCAGGUCAGCUUUGUCCUGGCAAACCCGCAGGCAGUGACAUUUGGGUGCUCAGAGUGGGAUCUGAAAUGUGUCCCCGCUUUGCUGGGAUGGGGAUCACGGGGCUGCAGGUGAGGGAUGAGGGGUGUGGGGCGCUGCCACCAAAAUCCCAAAGGCCCCGGAGGCAGCAUGCAGCAGGACAGGGGCACCAGGUGGCUCCUGGGGGCUGCCAGGGCUCUCCUUGGCCACCUCUCCACAGCUCACUGAGGAAAAAGAGCAGGAAAGCAAAAUGUUCUGCCUUGGAGCUCUGGGAGGGAGCUGCAGCCACGGCCCAGCAGUGGCUGUAAAACCAGCAAAAUAAAACCUUCUGCUGUUCAUUGCUGACUAAUAAACAUCAGCCCCGCCGCUGCUGCUGCCGGUAACGAAGUUUUCCUUCCCAGCCACUUGAUUUUAGUGGGAACUUGACCUCAGAUUGGAUCUGCUCUGCAGAGCCUCGCAGGGCUGCUGGCAGCAGGGUGAGGAAUCUCUGCCGGUGGCUGCAGAGCCAAGAGACUGAGCCUGCAAGUGCUUCACACCCAGGCUGGGAGCGGUGACAGCUCCUGCCUGCAGAGGCAGGGAGGGCGUUUUCCCAAAUCCCAGGCGGUGGGAAGCAUGGAGUGGGGUGUGCCACGAGCUCCCUGGGAUGCCCAGAGCAGGGGCUGGGUCACUCCUGCACCAGCCUGCCAGUCCCAGCGAGGCCUCCCCAAAGCCCAGGGGAACCAAUUCCCCUUUUCCUCCUUACCACGGCUUCCCCAGAGAGGCUGAGGGGUGGCUCCACAGCUCCCCAGUCCCAUGGAUCCACCUGCAUGGAGACAUCCCUGCUGUCCCUUCCCCAUCCCGUGUGCCCUCAGACCCAGCCUGGCUCUGGGCACUCUGCUGGCCAGUGCUCUGCUUUGCUUCAGAGCCAAAUCCUGCUCAGGUGGGCAGCAGGGGCUGGGGCUGGAGCUGGAGCCCUCCCAGAGCAUCUCUGCAGCUCCUCGUGCUGCCUCCAGGGCUGCCUUGGACUGAAAUUAUCUCCUGCUGAACUGCACUGCCGUGUGUUGGGGGGUUCCCCACCCUGCCACGGUGGGAAGAGCCUUGUCUUUGUGGGACACUCCACUGAGGGCUCCCAGAACUGCCCAGGUCCCCAUCCCAGGCAAGGAGAGCUCCCAGGCUCCGAUCCAGCCUCAGAACUGAUCCCAAACAGCUCAGGGAGAGUCUCCAUCCCCUCCCUGCUGCUGCUCCAAGGGGGAAUCACCAGCGAGGCACCAGCACAGGACACAGCAGACCCCAAAGCUGCUGAGUCUGGAACAGACUGCUGCUGCCCAGCCCAGGGCACAGGGCAGCCCUGCCCUUCCCUGCCAGCCUCUGGCACCCAGCCUGGCACCUGCCCAUCCUGAGGGAUUCCAGCUCCACUCCCUGCUUGCUCCAGGGCCUGGCCUGUGAAAAGCCAGGACAGGAGAGCCAGCCUGGGAGGAUCCUCCUCUUAUAUGAACAUUUCAUAUUUCUAAAAAUCGAAACUUAAAACUCCAACACUCCUCCAGCUGUGUCCCGACCAGGAGAUGCUGAGGGAUGCAAAGCCUGGCCACUUCCUCUAUCCAUCCAUCCCUCCAUGGAUUCCAUCCCUCCAUCCAUGGAUUCCAUCAAUCCCUCCAUGGAUUCCAUCCCUCCAUCCCACCCCACACCGUGUUUGAUUGUAAAUACAUGUAAAUUGUAUAUUCUGGGUGUGCCCAGGGGGGUUUUCUGUUCCCUGACACAGCCCCACAGGGCACCUUUGGCUCCCUCCCCGUGUGCCAGGGGUUGGUGGCACUGGGGGGGACCAUGGAGGCUGCUGCCACUCUGCCAGGUGACUUCUGCAGGGCCAGGGAGGUGAAGGGAGGUCUCUGUUCCCUGCAGAGCUCCAGGCCCCCAGCAGCACCGUCCAUCCCCCGUGUCCAUGCCCUGUCAGAGGCUCCGUGGUGACCAGGACGUGCCGAGGCCAUGUCCCUGCUGCCAGCCCUGUUUUCCUCCCUGGCAAUCAUUCCUCAGUGUCCUGGUGUGGGACUGAGCCUCCCUGCAGAAAAGGCUCCUGACUGCCACGGUCUGUGCCAUGGGGAGGAAAAUAAAAGAUUUUCCUACA